Molecule: messenger RNA, 435 nt
Organism: Ascoidea rubescens DSM 1968
Lineage: Eukaryota; Fungi; Ascomycota; Saccharomycetes; Ascoideales; Ascoideaceae
Exons: 1
Source: RefSeq, a predicted model, not a curated record
CCAAACGAAAUACACAAGACUUAACCAAUAUGAAACGAAAAUUGUGUUUCAACAAACAACACUUAAUUCACAAAUACGUUGAUAAAGACUGCAAUCCAAAUAAUAUAAAUAUGAUCACUAAAUAGCUAAGUAGGAAUAAAAUAAAACAAGAGAGGAAAAGGAGAGAGAAGUCUACUAAGUCAUGAGUACUAGAAGAAAUCUCUACCCUUCCUUCGACGACUGUCAAGCUGACAGCAUUCAUGUCAAGAACACUGAUAGUGAUAACGAAAGGGAACUUGAUAGUUCACCAAUGGCUUCCAAAAUCAAUGAAUUAAAUCAAAGAGUUGAGUUAAUUGAAUUGAAUAUUGCAUCCGGAUUUAAACGACUAGAACGAAUGCUUGAAAGUGUAUUAACUCGUAACGAACGGCCGGAAAUCGGUUAUCCACGGUCACAACA